AUGACUGAAAUUAAUAACAAGUCUGUUAUAAAUGAAGCAAUGGUUAAAGAUAAUAUCAGCGGAGCUGGAACGACCAAUGUUCACCUGUCUCAAGAAUUACGUGAAAGUAUUGAAACAGUGAUCAA
This is a messenger RNA of Racocetra persica, 125 nucleotides long. The record is from the annotation of a GenBank genome assembly. NCBI's taxonomy places the organism in Eukaryota, Fungi, Glomeromycota, Glomeromycetes, Diversisporales, Gigasporaceae.